UAUAGCGUUUGUUCCGAGUAUCGUUUGAGCCUCGGCUCACGUGCCACGCUUGUCUGCGGCCCUCGUGACUGUAUCAAACGCCGCGCCGGGUUGUAUAAAAGUGACCUCGUCAGAUAUAACUCAGCAUACCCUUCCGCUGCAUUAUUCAUACCCACGGGCUUAGCAAUGUCGUUUGUGCGGUUACGUUUGACACCAUUCCGGUUUGCUAGGCUUACGCAGUCUGCAACUCGCUCAUCAUGGCGGCCUACUGCCAUUGGGAGCCGGCACAUGUCCCAAAAUAUCGAUCGGGAUUCUACGACGGGGAAAGCUGCUGUUCCGCUCGAUAUUGAGUCCUCCCGGCUCACUGUCACCAAAACAACGAGCCCAAAAGAACUCCCUCCCUCCAAGAGCCUUCUCUUCGGGCGGACAUUCUCAGAUCAUAUGCUGAAAAUCCGCUGGACUGAAGCUACUGGCUGGGAAGCACCCAGCAUUGAACCUUUCAGUACCAUCAAUCUGUCCCCUAGUGCUACCGUGCUUCAUUAUGCCCAAUCACUAUUUGAGGGCAUGAAAGCCUACAGACAUGAGAAUGGCACUGUGACGAUGUUCCGACCUGACAUGAAUAUGAAGCGUAUGAACAUCAGUGCACAGCGGCUAGCGCUUCCCGCAUUCGACGGAAACGCACUUCUUGAAUGCAUAAAGGAGUUAAUCUCCCUCGACCGUCAAUGGAUACCUAAGGAGCCCGGACACAGUCUUUACAUCCGACCUACAUUUAUCGGCACUAAUGGUACGUUAGGUGUUGCGCCCCCCAGCGAAGCACUACUCUUCGUGAUCACCAGCCCUGUGGGACCAUACUACCCUCACGGGUUCAAGCCUGUACCUUUACAUGGCACAACAGAUUACAUUCGUGCCGCGCCUGGAGGUACCGGUGCGUAUAAGCUUGCUGCGAACUACGCACCAGGCGUUGUAGCACAAAAAAGUGCAGCGAAACAGGGCUACGCACAGAACCUGUGGUUACAUGGUCCCGAACACUGGCUCACAGAGGUGGGCACCAUGAACUUAUUUGUCGUUAUUAAGGACAAGGACGGCAUAACCGAACUCAUUACUCCCCCUCUCGACGGAAUGAUUCUUCCAGGUGUUACACGCGACUCUGUGUUAGCCCUUGCGCGUAACCACGUGUCGGGAGUUAAGCGUCUCGAAGGUCUUCCUGAUACCAUCAAGGUCUCGGAACGCCCAAUUAACAUGGGCGAGAUUAUCCAAUCCUCAAAGGAAGGUCGACUUAUCGAAUUGUUUGGUACUGGAACGGCUGCUGUUGUCACCCCUGUGGACAGAAUUGGGUACAACGGAGGUGAUGUCGUGAUUCCUACUGGUAAGGACGGUAUGGGUCCCGUCUCGAAGCCUCUUUGGACAGAGCUGGUGGGUAUCCAGACGGGGGCUAUUAAGAGCGAUUGGAACUAUGUGGUGGCGCAGUAGGGCGGCGCCGUUCAUCUACAAACAGGAGAUCUAUUUGUGCAUUUUACUAGAAUCUAGAGUUCUCUCAUGGCGAUCAUAAGAUGGCAGAAUCAGCUAGUUGUAACACUGAAAGUUACCAUGACAUCUUUGUGUGCCAGCAUCUGACUUUCCUUGUCUAGGUCCCU
This is a messenger RNA of Suillus subaureus, 1613 nucleotides long. Its product is annotated as aminotransferase. Gene Ontology annotation, molecular function: branched-chain-amino-acid:2-oxoglutarate transaminase activity. The record is from RefSeq and is a predicted model, not a curated record. Bases 166 to 1449 code for a protein of 427 amino acids. NCBI's taxonomy places the organism in Eukaryota, Fungi, Basidiomycota, Agaricomycetes, Boletales, Suillaceae. The transcript is spliced from 8 exons. Gene Ontology annotation, biological process: L-valine biosynthetic process; L-leucine biosynthetic process. Gene Ontology annotation, cellular component: mitochondrion.